Felis catus (domestic cat) is the source of this 2613-nucleotide messenger RNA. RefSeq names its product syndecan 4 (gene SDC4). Gene Ontology annotation, cellular component: membrane; cell surface. The transcript has 5 exons. The coding region runs from base 89 to 694 and encodes 201 amino acids. The record is from RefSeq and is a predicted model, not a curated record. Gene Ontology annotation, biological process: cell migration. Lineage: Eukaryota; Metazoa; Chordata; Mammalia; Carnivora; Felidae.
CCGGGGGCGGGGCCGGCCACCGCCUAUAAGAGGGGCCGCGCGCCCGGCCGGACCACUUGCCUGCGCGCCCUCUGCGGACCGCCGUGCCAUGGCCUCCGCCCGCCUGCUCGCGCUGCUACUGCUCCUCGUGGGCGUCCCCGCCGCUGCCCCCGAGUCGAUCCGAGAGACCGAAGUCAUCGACCCCCAAGACCUCCUAGAAGGCCGAUACUUUUCUGGAGCCCUCCCAGAUGAUGAGGAUGUCGGGGGGCCCGGGCAGGAGCCCGAUGACUUUGAGCUGUCUGGCUCUGGAGAUCUGGAUGACUCAGAGGACCCCCGGAUCUUCCCGGAAGUAAUCCAACCCUUGGUGCCUCUAGAUAACCAUAUCCCUGAGAGGGCAGGGCCUGGGAGCUGGGUCCCCACCGAAGCCAAGGACCUGGAGGAGAAUGAGGUCAUCCCCAAGAGGAUCUCACCCUUUGAAGGGGACGAGGAUGUGUCUAACAAGGUGUCCAUGUCCAGUGCCACACAGAGCGGCAACAUCUUUGAGAGGACAGAGGUUCUGGCGGCUUUGAUCGUGGGCGGCGGCGUGGGCGUCCUGUUUGCUGUUUUCCUGGUCCUGCUGCUGGUAUACCGCAUGAAGAAGAAGGACGAAGGCACCUACGACCUGGGCAAGAAACCUAUCUACAAAAAAGCCCCCACCAACGAGUUCUAUGCUUGAAGCAGCCCCCUGGGCACACUGGCUUGGACCUCAGCAGGGAGGGAAGCAGAAGGAUUUUGAAGGGUGGACAUUAGGGUAGGGGGAGGGCAAACUAAUACUGACCUGUCAGCAUCUCCAGCUGUGAUUAUGUUUUAAGCGUCAGAAGAGGCAUCAUCUUCUGUUCCUGCCUGCCUCUUCUUGAUUCUCUGGGCCUCGACUGUCCCGGCAGAAAAAUGGGGUUACGCCUGGCCUUGCUGAAGGCAGGUCUGGGAUUGGAUCAUUUCUUAAUUUUCCACUUUAGAAUGUGGGCCCAGGUUAGAGUCUAUAUUAAACAUGCCUCAUCCAGAGCCCCUCUGAAGCUGGAGCUCGGCCCCCGGCGGCCUUCUCCUUCCCUCUUGUGAAAAGGAACUGGGAGAAGGAACUAGAACCACCUGCACCUUGAUGUGUCCGUCAAAGGGCACUUGUGACCACACUACAGGAGUCUGUGGUAUACCUUGGGCCAUUCUCGGCUCUCUCAAGUGACUUUUGGAAAUCAGCCUUUUUUAUGAGGGGGAGGGGGUGGGGAGAAGAGCUGAAAGUUACAUACUGAAAUGGAUUUGCAAAGUAUUUGUAAAUCUACUCUUAGCGGGGUAUUUUUUUCUAAUGGUUCAUUCCUUGGUGCAGAGCCUCUGCCUGGGCAAGAGUGUGCCGAUAUCAAGAUGUUCUCCGCCCUCUUGCACUUUCCACAGUACCUGCAAGUUUGUAUUUAAUGGUUUUUUGUUUUUGUUUCUCGGAAAUGAGAGAAGAGACGGAGAUAGGAUUUUUAUUAAUUGUUUUUUUUGUUUUUGUUUUUUUUUUACUAUUUAUAGCUUCAGACAGGGCCUCUUUCUCUCUUUCCUCUUUUAAAUAUCCUCCUCAUUUUUUUUUUUUUUUAUACUUAACACUCUCCCGCUCUUGACCUUGGCCCUUUCUGAAGCUGCUUCCUCUAAGAAGUGGCUAUUGCCGAAACAUAGUUUUCUAGCAGAUCCCAAAAUAUAAUGUAGGGGAUGGUGGGAUAUUUGUGUCUCUUUUCUUGUAAUAUAUUAUUAUUCAUGGUUCUAGAAAAAUAGAUAAAUAUAUUUUUUCAGGAAAUAGCAUGAUAUGUCCCAUUUGACGUUGGCUGGAUGGUUGAGUGAGUGGAGUUUUGUGUGGCUGAGUGGGUUUUUGCCUUUCUCUCGCUCUGUUCGUGGUGCCUUCUCCUGAUUGGGCCGGAAUAGUUGAGGGUAGACAAUUCUACCUUCUUUCUAGCUUCUGCUUUGAGCCCAACUGGUGUUCCUUUGUUUGUUUUCUCCAAAUUUAAGAGAACAUUGGAGAGCCGUCCUAUCCAUUAUGGUAAGCACUAGCCACGCGUGGCUAUUCAAAUCAAUUAAAAUCACAUAAAGUUAAAAAAUUCAUUCCUCAUUUACACUAACCACAUUUCAAGUGCUCAUUUGCCACAUGUGGCUCGUGGCUGCUCUGGUGAGCACGCAGGUAGAGCCCGUGUCCACCUGUCGAACCACAGUGCUAGAAAACUGAACUGGUAUAACAAGUCCCAGCCCCAGCCUUGCUGGGGUGAUCUUUGUCUCCCUGGGCAAAGGGGGCAUGGGGGAGGGCUGACUGGCUCCUGGCUUUGGAGCUUAUCUGUGAUCCUUCCUUCACAAAGAGGAGGCCCGGUGGGUUAGUUAGCCCGUGCAGGCUGCGUCUUCUCCUGACCCCACUGGCUGGGGAGGGGGGAGUCGCCCUUGCCUCCCGCACCCUUCACCACCUCAAGCCAGGGGCCCCAGCUGGCUGGGUCCUCUGGGCACCCCUCCCCCACCCCUGCCAUGCCCUUUCCCUCUGGCUAUGUUGGGAGUGAGCACCUCUUCUUGUAGCCACCUGACACUGUUGUCUGUUACUGAUUUUUUUCUUUUUGAUAAGAAGAUAAUAAAACCUGGUACUUUCUA